Punica granatum (pomegranate) is the source of this 2047-nucleotide messenger RNA. The record is from RefSeq and is a predicted model, not a curated record. NCBI's taxonomy places the organism in Eukaryota, Viridiplantae, Streptophyta, Magnoliopsida, Myrtales, Lythraceae.
UCUGAAAUGCCUACUUCUUAUUUAUUAAAAAAGACUUAAGUUGUGGAGCAAUCUUAUCUAUCAACACCAUACUUGGCGCACACCUAAACAGCAUGUCCCACAUUGCAAGGCUCAUGGACGUGUCGACCGGUACCCCCGCCAAUAUAUGUUAUAUAACUUCCAGAAGCCAGAGAGGGCCUAAAUUCCCAUAAAACGGGACCUCGAACUCGAAGUCGGGCUGUGACGGAAUCCGGAAAAGACCGCGAAAACGUGAGCAAACAGAUGAACACAUUGUAUUAGGUUUGCUUUGUUAGAUCUGCCUUGCUGCAGUGCAGAGGUUCAGGUGGCAGUGGACCCUCAAAUCUUGGGGAUGUAUUGGAGCUGCUGUUUUUCUGGGCAUCUUGUGAAUUGAGAGACGAGAGACAUCCAUGGUGGGAGUGGGGCCCUUUCUCUCUUUCUUUUUAUUUUUAAAAUUUAUAUUUUUUUUACUUGCAAGAUUUGAUUACAUGCAUUAAGGAGUUCACCCACUUCCUAAUUACUCCAUUGACAGAGGAAGUAAAUAAUUUUUUUUCCUGGAAUUGAUUAUUUAUUUGGUGAGAUCUAAUGAAAUUCAUUGUAAACGAUUUCUUGCUGGGAUAGUGAGUAGUAGGUUGCUUCAUUUAAGCCUCUUCUCUUCCAUGGAAGAUUCUACUGGCAGAUGAGUUUAUGUGCAUGUCAUCACUUCCCAUCGUUCAUCAUCAUUCAUCAAUCCUCCCAUACACACAUACAUACAUGCACAUAUAUAUGUAAAUUGACAGAGAGAAGUGUGUCCCAAUCCCAAGAGCUGUGGUUUGAUUGGGGGAAUCCUCGGAAAAAAGGGACUCAGCUUCUGCCUUCGACUGAUCAUCUGAUUCCUCUCAGGGAUGUCGAGGGGACUUAUAGCUGUCUUGCUGAUAGUGGCGCUGGCAUGGGCUUACCAGAGUGUCCUCCGCCCCCCUCCGCCUAAAGUCUGUCGCUCUACCGGCGGUCCACCAGUCACGGCCCCGAGGAUAAGGCUCAGAGACGGCAGACAUCUGGCCUACAGUGAGUUUGGGGUGCCAAAGGACAUGGCCACUCGCAAGAUCAUCUUUGGUCAUGCUUUUGAUUCCUGCAGGCAUGCAACCAUAGCGAAAAAUCUUUCCCCGGAAGUGAUUGAAGAACUCGGUCUGUACAUCGUGUCCUUCGACAGACCGGGAUAUGGAGAAAGUGAUCCUGACCCAAGGAGAACACCGAAGAGCUUAGCAUUAGAUGUGGAAGAGCUCGCCGACAGCUUGGGGCUGGGGUUGAAGUUUUAUGUUAUUGGGCAUUCCAUGGGAGGUCAGGCUGUUUGGGGAUGCCUCAAGUAUAUUCCUCAUAGGCUAGCUGGGGCGGCUUUGUUGGCUCCAGUGGUGAACUACUGGUGGGCAGGCUUUCCAGACGACUCGGCCAUGGAAUACCAUAGGCAACCCAAGCAGGACCAGUGGGCUGUCAGGGUGGCACACUACUUCCCGUGGCUCACCUACUGGUGGAACACCCAAAGAUGGUUCCCAAGCUCAAGUGUCACAGCCCGCAACAAUCCCGCUAUCUUCUCCCAUCAAGAUAUCGAGCUCAUUCGCAAGGUCGCUGGGCGAGAGACAUACAGGCCACAGGUGAGGCAGCAAGGAGAAUUCGAGUCAAUUCACCGAGACAUGAUGGUUGGGUUUGGACAUUGGGAGUUCAGUCCCAUGGAUCUCGAGAACCCUUUCCCUGAUAAUGCAGGCUCCGUCCAUCUAUGGCAGGGAGAUGACGACAAGGUCAUGCCAGUCUCCUUGCAGCGGUUAAUAGCCCAGAAACUCCCAUGGAUCCACUAUCAUGAAAUCCCCAGUGCCGGGCAUCUAUUCCCGAUAGCCGAGGGAAAAAGUGAAGCUGUGGUCAGGUCACUAGUAGAAGGACAGAAGUAAAUUGAGGGAUUGGCAAGCACACUUUAGAUGAGAGCUCAUUCAUUUCCCUUUUUUUCUUGUAUCUUAUAGAGAGAAGACUCGAUAUUGCUAAAUGACGAGCCAUUUCAUUUUCGGUCGAGUAAGUUGGUGAA